Asterias rubens (European starfish) is the source of this 2443-nucleotide messenger RNA. RefSeq names its product cingulin-like protein 1. The transcript has 7 exons. Lineage: Eukaryota; Metazoa; Echinodermata; Asteroidea; Forcipulatida; Asteriidae. The record is from RefSeq and is a predicted model, not a curated record. Bases 130 to 1686 code for a protein of 518 amino acids.
AUUAACUUUUCUGAUCGCUAAACCGCUACCUUUCGUUACUAAAAAGUUGUUAUUUCAAUGAAAUUACUGUUAAAAUCAUCCCACGUGUUUGUAUUUGAGUUUAUAUAUAACAAAUAUAUACUGUGAUACAUGCACAAUAUAUGCACAGCAUUGAUUCGGGCUCAAAUGGGGCAUGGAGCGAGCACGAACGUGAAAAAACUAACGAUAAAUCAGGCAGGUCAGGACAUCAACGACGAUAGACCGCCGAGCGGUAAGAAGAAGAGUCGGGCCAGGGCGAGGAAUUCAGAGGAACACGCAAGGGCCGGGUCAGCCGAGAGGCCCGGGAAAUCUUCACCAACCAACCUCGGUUGGACAAGGUCUAAUUCUGAUGGGUGCAUCGUUGAGAAUCUAAACACAAGUAAAACAAAGGCUGAACUACUAGAGCAGCAAGUUGAUGAGUACAAGGAACUCUUCCACCAUGCUGAGCAGAAAGCUGAAACUGCCGAGGCCCAAGCCAAGCUGCUGGAGCAGCAGAUGGCCGAGGUGGAGGGUGCCAACUUUGACCUCCUUGAUCGGGUAUCGGGGCUUGAGCAACAAAUUGAAGAAAUGAAAGACCAGACUUCACCUGAGGCCGAGAGGGAAUAUUCUGAGACAGUCGACGAACAAAAUCAAACCAUCGAAAAACAUGAACAGCAGAUUAAGAGUCUGGAAGAAGAUCUUGCGAAAAUGCGUGUUAAACUGAAGAAGAGGCUCCGUAGUGCACAGACGGAGUUGGCAGAAGCAAGACAAGAGGCGGGACUAAAGAUGUACAGUCUCAAAGAUGAAAUCGGGAAACUGCAGGAAGAGAAUGCUAAACUCGUUGAGCAUCUUGACAGAGCACAUGCCGUGUCUGGCGCCCAGAGCGGGCAGAGUAGUGCAGCCGCUGCCAGAAAUCACAUCAUCGUGGAGACGCCGAAGGAAGCUGCUGAGGAUGACGAAGAGGAAUGGGAAGACGGUCGAACCAAAGUCAUCUUGGAGCUGUCGAGUCAACUCAGCGCCCAGGACCAAAGAAUCUGUGAACUUGAAGAAGCAAUGAAGGAGAAGGAUAAAAUUAUAAGUGCUCUUCAGAGAAAGGGAAGUGCAAGACCUCCCAGUGGAUCCCGAGGGAUAUCAGGGAGUGCUGGGAGGAGGACAGUGGUUGAUUCUGUGGAUGGUGAGAAUGAGGCGUCUUCGUCACGGAGAGAGCGGCAGUCCUCUGCCUCGUCUUCCAAGGGUAGAGAAAGUCAUCGUAGCUGUUCUGGAUCAGUCAGAGAGAGAACUGGUUCCUCAGGGAAGCAUAGAUCGAUUCCUGAUAAACUCACUUGCAAUGAUGAUGAAGGAAUGUCUUCUUCGAGUCAAGGUACAAGAACAGUCAGAUCUGCCGGGAGCUCUUCAAGUGGUAAAGUCAGACAGCAGUCAGCCAGUAGUUUAGACUCGGCAAUAUCGGACCAUAGUGAUUCGGGCAGUACCAAGGUGUCGUCCGCUGGCUCCAGUCGACAGAGACGAAGGAUUCGCAAACAGCUAUCGAGGGAAGUCUCAACGGAGAAGACUGACUCGUUGGCUGCGUCGAGUAAACAUUAUUCUGAUGUCAGAGUAGAGGGUAGAGACUCUGGGAUUGGGGUUGCUAGUGACAAAUCCAAAUACAGCGAAUUAGACCAAAUGAUGGAAGACAUCAUUGGAAACAGUUGAUGAAAAAAGUAAUGAACAAAAUACUUGUGUGUAUAAGACUCUGUGAAGAAAUAGUUUUUAUGGUCAUCAACGAUUUUGAAAUAAAUAUCUUGAGGCUUUGGAGGGUGAAGUAUCGGUCCUGAUUUACAGUGUCAUGGUCGAGUCGUGUUGUACACUGGACUAAAAGUUCUGGUUGCUGAGGCAUACUUGGAAUCCAAGUCAUGGCACUUUUGGUCUUCAGCAAGACCCUUGAUUACUAUUCGUCAGCUCAGUGCUACAUGUUUAUGGUUGUUGUUUUUGUUUUCAUGUCCGUCCAAAGAUGAAAGGGUCUUUUACAUUAAAAAUGCAUUUGAUCUCAACAAAAACAAAAAACUCUUCAAAUAAUUGUUUUACUUAGUAAAUGAGUCUUUCUCUUUUGCGAAUUAAAUAUCUUGAAGACCACUCUUAAACAAGAUCACAGGAGCUCCAAAAUAAGCAAACCUUUUUGUAUAAAGUCCAUACAAACUGCACCAUUGACUUCAUAGUCCUGAUGAGACUAUGAAUUGCUUCUCUGUUCUCUUCUUAAACCAGGGGUGAAUGGGUACCUUCGAGGAAAGUGGUGGCUUUUGAUUGAUAAUCUAGGUGUAUUACAUACUUGGAAACAGGCUGUAUACUCCGGAGGGAGCGGAGACCGUUUAUUUAGUUAAAUGAAUGGCCUAGUAAGCAUUGUUUGAAACUUUGCAAUGUGUGGAUAAAUAGGAAGAAACUAUGAAUAAAUAGUGAACUUGUGGGUACAACU